UCAUCGCUCCUCCAGGAAGUGGAAGAAAGGCUCAGAGAAUGUAGAAGAACUUUAGUCCUUGUUGCUAUGGGGACCGCUUCCCCGGCUGAACGUGACGUCAUUCCCGCGCGCCGGAAAGUUCCGAAUAAAGACGGUAGAACGGGGAAAUGGCGGCAGCGAAGAAAAGCGUUCUUUCUUCGCUUGCUGUUUAUGCUGAGGAUUCUGAGCCAGAAUCGGGCAGUGAAACUGGCGGGGCAGGCAGUGAGCGAGGAGCAGCCCCAGAAGAGAAAGGAGGCCUGGUGUCAGAAGGUUAUGGAGAAGAUGAUUGUAGUAAGAUGGAUGGAGAGGAGGAUGGUUACGAUGAAGAUGAUGAUGAAAACAGUAAACAGUCGGAAGAUGACGAUUCAGAGACUGAAAAACCUGAGGCUGGUGACCUAAAGGACUUUUCAGAAGUGGAGAAAAGAGAUCCUCAGGAACUAGUUGCCUCAUUCUCUGAGCGAGUGCGAAACAUGUCUCCUGAUGAGAUCAAAAUCCCUCCAGAACCUACAGGAAGAUGUUCCAACCACUUACAGGACAAGAUUCAGAAACUGUAUGAGAGGAAGAUCAAAGAAGGCAUGGACAUGAACUAUAUCAUCCAGAGGAAGAAAGAGUUUCGUAACCCCAGUAUCUAUGAGAAAUUGAUCCAGUUUUGUGCAAUUGAUGAACUUGGCACAAAUUAUCCCAAGGACAUGUUUGAUCCACACGGGUGGUCUGAGGAUUCCUAUUAUGAGGCAUUAGCAAAAGCACAGAAAAUCGAAAUGGACAAGUUGGAAAAGGCUAAGAAGGAGCGAACUAAGAUUGAGUUUGUGACUGGUACUAAGAAGGGGACAACAAAUGCUUCAUCGACGACAACAACAACAACUAGCACUGCAGGUGGAGAUGCACAGAAGAGGAAAAGCAAGUGGGAUUCUGCCAUUCCUGUGACGACAAUAGCUCAGCCCACCAUUCUCACUACCACAGCCACCCUGCCAGCUGUUGUCACAGUGACCACAAGUGCAAGCGGCUCCAAAACCACAGUGAUCUCUGCAGUUGGCACCAUUGUGAAAAAGGCAAAGCAGUGACAAGUGCAGUGAAAACCUUACUGGACUCUCUUUCAGACUGAGUAAUGCCAAAAGCACCAACUUUGGAAGCAAUGGGAGGAUACUUCCCCUUCUCCCGGAGCCAAAAGACUAUUUUAAAAUGGGCAUCCCAUUCUUGAACAAGAAGGGAAUAAUAGUUGUUGUACAUAUUUAUUACUGAGGCUCUUUAUCUUUGUAAAUAAAGAAUUCCUGUGCUUGAUUCUGUGAAAUGGAAUGUCGACAUGUAAAUAUGCGUUUAAUAAGUGGCAUAUUUAAAUUCUAUAAAAUUAAGAGCUUUAAAGAGAGAGAGGUAGCAACUAUGCUGAAAUCAAUCAGUUGUAUACUGUACUGUUCAUUAGUGAGUUACAUUGACAAACUGAACAUCCUUAUCUCUCUGUCCCCAGGAAUUCAUAGGCAAGAAUGAUUUCCUUGAGCCAGACCAUUGGUAAUAUAAUACAGAGAUUGGUUGUCAUGCAGAUUAUUAAAUAGACAAUUCUCCCCGUAUAAUUCAUUUUGUUCUGGUUUGAGAGAUCAAGGAAUUUGAAAGCUGUGGCGUUUGAGAGGUCACAGUAAAAAUCCGCACUGGAUGCUGUGCCUACAUUGUAGGAAUCAUCAUGCUGAAUGUAACUGUGCUGGUGGGAGGAUAGUUGUAAAAGAAGGAAGUAGACUUUCCAUACGAAGUACUGUGUUCUGGUAAAAAAACUCUGUGCAUCUUUGAUGUUGGAAUGCAUUUUAGCAACAUUGGUUACAAUAUAGUUUCGUGCCUGUGUCAUGACAAUGAUGCCAUCUAUUUAAAUUUGUGUAAACUUUCGUACCUCUGUAAAGCACCUUGGGCUAUAAAAACAGAACUUUAAAA
Sphaerodactylus townsendi is the source of this 1932-nucleotide messenger RNA. It is a transcript of the gene SAP30BP, whose product is annotated as SAP30 binding protein. Bases 147 to 1079 code for a protein of 310 amino acids. Gene Ontology annotation, cellular component: nucleus. Gene Ontology annotation, biological process: regulation of DNA-templated transcription. The transcript is spliced from 11 exons. Lineage: Eukaryota; Metazoa; Chordata; Lepidosauria; Squamata; Sphaerodactylidae. The record is from RefSeq and is a predicted model, not a curated record.